Spinacia oleracea (spinach) is the source of this 1267-nucleotide messenger RNA. RefSeq lists its product as uncharacterized. The transcript has 4 exons. The record is from RefSeq and is a predicted model, not a curated record. Gene Ontology annotation, cellular component: chloroplast. Bases 252 to 1088 code for a protein of 278 amino acids. Lineage: Eukaryota; Viridiplantae; Streptophyta; Magnoliopsida; Caryophyllales; Amaranthaceae.
AGUGUGGAUUUAGAAAUUUUCUAUCUCCUCAUACUCCGAAACUGUGCUCUGCAUCUCCUUCCUCAAUUCCUCCUCUCAAGACUGAAAAGUGAAAACCCUCGAAGAAGAGAAACAUCUUGGACUUGUAGUUGUAUCUCUAGCCGGAGGCGCCUGUUCCAACUACCUCUCUGUCACUGUUGCGCUAUUCUAGUGAUAAUUCAAGAGGAAGCUCUUGGUGCAAUUCAUGAAGUUUUGACACAAUAAUUAAGAAUAUGAUUUCUACUCAGGUAAACAAUGUGUUAUGCCCUAAAACAUAUGUGAUUAAUAGGCAAAAUGUACAGGGGUUUCGCCCUUUACCCACAGUUCCUGUCACAUUUGUCCGUCGCCCUCCUCUAAAGUUCCGGGUUCCGUUGAAGAUCACAACCAAUGCACUGAAAUGCAAACAGAGUAUGCCAGUUUGUCUGUCUGGUGGGGAAGCGAGAGCUGGGAGUGGAAAUCAGGAUCCUCUGUGGAAAUCUUUCGGAAAUGCCAUUGAAAACUUGGGAAAGAAAUCUUCUGUGGAAGAUGUAUUGAAACAACAGAUUGAGAAACGAGAAUAUUAUGAUGGUGGAAAUCCCCCAGGCGGUAGAGGAGGUGGCAGCGGUGGAGGUGGUGGUGGUUUCGGUGGAACUGAGGAAGAAGGCUCCUCUGGGGUAUUAGAAGAGACUAUACAAGUGAUCUUAGCAACCUUGGGUUUCAUCUUUUUGUACAUGUAUAUCAUCAACGGCGCAGAGAUGGCAAAGCUAGGCAAAGACUACUUCAAAUAUAUAUUUGGUGGCAAAAAGAGUGUUCGUCUAUCUCGUGUGUUGGACAGAUGGGAUGACUUCUUCAAGGAGAUGACAGAAAAGAAAGAGGUGGACAGGUAUUGGUUGGAGAGAGCCAUUAUCAAAACCCCAACAUGGUGGGAUCACCCUGACAAGUACAGAAGCAUUAUCAAAGCUUGCAUGCAAACGCCAUCCAACGACGGUGAGAAUGAGAAUGAGAAUGAGAAUGAGAAUGAGAACGAGAACGAGAACGAAAAUGAGAAUGAGAAUGACUCUAUGAGUGAUGAGUUCUCAGAAUGGCGCUGAGGACUUUUUAUUUUUCAUAUCGUGGGUGUCAAACUUGUAAAUUUUGCGUUCUGGGUUUUAGCAAACCAGAGUGAUCAUACAAUUGGCAUUUGGAUUUUUUGCUCUAAUUAUUUCUGUAAUCUUUCCUGGUCUGUGUUGAUUCAACUUAUAACAUGCAUAGGAAAAGAUUGAUGAGAAGA